UAGCGCUGUAUAUAUGUGCAUAUCAUGACGUAACAAGUAUUCAAGUCGAUAAGGGAUUACCAACGUAACGUGUAUUUAUGGAAUCUCUGGAAAACCUUCAGGAAGUUCAUCGAUGUUUUGGAAGAGACUAGCAGAUGUGCUGGUAAAGAACGUGAAAUACUACAGAAAACAAUGGCCGCUACUACCAACCACAAACAAUAAGUAUCAAUGCCUAUAAAACUGGACAAUGACGUCGCCACUUAUCGUGAAAGAAAGUCAUGAGCCAUGAAUAAAUUGAUUUUUCCACAAUAUUCAGGAUGGCUUCAUAUCAGGACUGGCUACUUCGAAACAAAAAGGGCAUUUUUUGUUUUAUGUAAUGGACAACUGAAUUACUACGAUAAAGAUUGGAGAAAAACAUUCCAUAGUGGUGACGUCAAUCAAAAAGAGAAAAAGUUUAAAGUUACCCCGAUUGGUGACCUGUCCUUCAAAAUAGAUAAAUUGACCUUGAAGUCUGACAAUGAGGCAUGCAGAAACAGGUGGAUACGGGAACUGGCACACGCUGCAGACGAGGAAGAGAAUGUGGAUUUGUUCAUAGACGACUGUAAAAGAGAUCUAGAAAAUGCCAGUAUUGGAUCUUUACCUGAUAUUCUCAACUGGGUGACUGGUAUACUGGCAAUUCUUAAAGAUGCCAGGACUACCAGAGAAGACCUAGCAUGUAUUGGUAACCACCUGGCAAAUUCUGGUUUUGUCAGUGCAGUUGUUCGUUGCUUCAAAUUUGCGUUGCACUGUACACAGACAUUGUAUCUGACAAACGUCGUGCUAGAAACUGUAGCUACCAGCGACGAUUGUGAUGACGUAGACAAGAUUCUCUACAUAACAAGACGACUAAUAUGGCGGCUGUCAUUUGCCAGCAAAGCCUUCGCCGUCGCCAUUACCUGUACUGAUUAUCUCCACUACGUCGUUCAGGAUCUGAAACAAGUUCUUUUGUCACCGGAGCAAGACUGGGAGGAUGGAAACUAUUUGAUAUUUUCUGCGUUGGACGUGAUACAGCAGUGCGCGCGGUCAGGUGUGAAGAAGGAAAAGUUGUACGAAUUUGGAGGAGUGUAUACAAUUGCAUGUAUUCUAAGACAAACUUCUUCAAACAAAAUCAAGCUAGCCGCAUACAUGGCGUUAUCACACAUGGUCAAACAGGACGAUGUCAAACAUCUGAAGAUAGAUGAAGCUUUUCUUAUAUACCUAUUAGACCUUCUGAAAAAGGCUAUUCCCAACAGCGGUCACAACGUGACUGUCGACAGGGCGAGUGGCUACUACACUGAAGUGUUAGAACUGUUUGACACACUGGACGGCUUGUGUAGCCUAGAGGAAAACAGAAAGAUGAUUUAUGACAAUGGAAUUAUCAAAAAUGUUGCUGAUGUGACAGAAAGCUGUGCAAAAGAAGACCUGAGUAAUCUGACAAAUGAAGAGGAAACGUUGUCAACAUUACGCCUCAUAGACCGGUUGUGUUACUCGCUGUACGCAAAGCGGGCUCUAAAGACGAAUGAAACCAUAGUGACCAGUAUUGAUAUCUUACUUGGCGUAGACAAUAAGAAAGUUAGAGAUAAAGCGAGAGCAGUUCAGACAAGAAUCCAGGCUGUUGAGCUGCCACGGUCAAUACUACGUCUUGACACAGACACUGUUUUGAGGUACAAAACAGCUUUACGGUGUGGAACUACGCCAGAUCGCCAUGUUCGAGUGAUGGUGCUGGGACAUAAGGGAGCCGGCAAAAGUUCUUUAUGUCGGCGACUACUUGAUGACGACCUCGAGGGAAUCGAUAGUACCGAGGGUAUAGAUCUCUACAUUCAAAAGAUUCUCGUGGAUCUUAAAACUUUGGAGUGGACAAUUCAAAACAAAGGUGCAGAACUUGAUAGUCCUAUCAACAAAUUAGCAAAAGUUAUGGACGAUAUAGAUGGAGCAGAUUCUCACACCAACAAUAUUCCUAAUCCAGACCAAAAUCAAUCUCCACAACAACACGCUAAGAAAUCUAAUAACCACCCGGAGAAUGCCAAUCCAAUCCUCGUAUAUCGUAGAGAAGAAAGUCAGGAGGGAGAAAGCGAGGACGAAUUCGAAGAUGCUUUAGAAUAUCUAUCAGAAAUCGAAUGUCCAACUCAUUCGCAAAUGACAACGCUUCAACAAGUGUUCCAAAGUCGCAUAGCGCACGAUUUUCUAGACGAAGACCAUGCCAGCAUAUCCCUUUUUGAUUUCGCCGGUGAACAAAUCUACUACGCCACUCAUCAAAUUUUCCUGGCACCUGAAUGUGUCUUCAUCCUUGUGGUUGACCUAAGUGAAGUGGAGAAAGGUCACGAUUCUGUGAUAGAUGAAGCACGAUUCUGGUUGGCAUCGAUUCUAGACUAUUCUGCCAUACGAAAAGACGAAGGGAAUGGGAUGGUGUUCCAGUGCCCACCAGUCGUACUUGUUGGAACACAUAAAGACAAGCUCCCGUUCAAGACAGACAGAGAGAAAGAGGCGUUUGGACUCAAGACGCUACAGGAUGUCCUUUCUGUUCCUGAACUUGACUGCCUGGGCAAAGCCAACUUUGCUGGCGUGUGUGUCAUAGAUAAUACCAUAAUUGAUCCAGCGAUGGCAGAUUUGAAGACAGCCGUCAUUGAUGCGGCCAAAUCCCAAGAAAAAUGGGAAAGGCCGAUUCCGACAAAGUGGUUGUCCUUUGAAAAUGAAGUCAUGAAACUGAAAGCAAAAGGAGAAAAGAUUCUGGAUUUUGAUUUGCUGCGUAAAUUAAACGCAGCUAUCGAAUGCCCACUUGAAUCGGACGCGGAGAUUAUUGCAUUCCUGAAAUAUCUCCAUGCAGAAGGCUUAGUGCUCUUCUUUGAAGGGGAAAGUCUGACGAAUUUGGUAAUAAUCGAUCUGCAAUGGGCAAUCAAUGCCUUUAAACAUAUCAUUACAACGGAGAGAGUCAUCAAGCGAAUAUGUUCACCCGGUCUUUAUAAAAUGCAACACCAGCUGAACACUGAAGCGAAGCUAUAUCCAGAAUAUGUGGAAGAAAUCCUCAAAAACUUCGACGUGAACCUUACCCCUACCCACAUCAAAAGCGUGCUUCUGUAUAUGGAGAAGUUAAACUUAAUUUCAAAAUGUUUGAUUACGCGACCCGAUUACUGGAUCGUACCAUGCAUGUUGAAAACAACACAGCUUCUUGUAGUUCUUGAAGAGCUGCAGUUUGAUCGACAAGUAAAGACAUGUGUCCUGUAUCUUGAUACGCACAGCCCGGGAAUGAAAAACGCAUUUUCCAGUCAACUGAUGGCCGCAUGCAUAGAAAAAUGGUCUCUUGUCACAGCGAAAGGGAGAUGUGUUCUCUUUAGGAAUAUAGCUUCUUUUAAGAUCGACAUGUGCUGGCGAUUGCUGCUACAUCUUGAGGAAGGCGUCGUGCAGGCAGUGAUAUAUAGAUAUUCACAGGCAGAAACGAACAUUCCUCGUGGUUUAGGGGAAGAAACCCGACUGUUUCUGGAGAAAACAUGUAGUUCUAUCAUACAAAGGUAUCAGAAAGUUGUUCGUGUGCGAAGUUGUGUUCAGUGUUCACUGAAAACCAAGGCGGCCAGCACUCCCGUAGAAUGUACAUCUCUGUUGAAGCACAAAGAACUUCAGUGUUGUGAGGGCACAUCCAAUCAACUCCACGUUAUUGGACUGGAAUCUCUUCAACAUUGGUUCAAAGUAGAAAAUACGGAUCAGAGAGACUUAACGGAACCAACAGGCCCAGCACACGUUGCUUCUAACAAGAAUGAAGUAAUGACACAUCAAAAAGAAUUGCUCCCCAAGUUUCCACGAGUGAGCGUCCGACAGCGAAACAAAUCUGGACUACAUUUUCCUCAAGAACCUACUGCAAAGGUUGGAAAAGACGUGUUCAUGAAGGAUUAUGACGACUCUUUCACAGAGACAUCCCUACAUGUAUUGCUGUUAUGUUGUGAAUCAGUGGGGAUGUUAAAAUCGGACCACGGAACCUGCACUGUCUUCAGAGUGGGGACGAACAGUGCACUAACCACAUUCCAUUCCGUCAACAAAAUAUUACUUGAGAAAACAACGACUGGUUUUAAGUGGAACUUUGACAACCUAUCACGAGAAAAUACAGUCGUGAUAUUCAAUCAGGGAGUGUCCUUUAGUCUUCUUCCAUGCCUCGAGGCAUACGAUGCCGAUCUCGACUACGCUGUGCUCACCCUCAGUCCUUGUCCAAACAUGACCCUCCCUCCGCCAUUAAUGCCUCUGUCCACAAAUGAUUCCCCGGACAGACUUGCAGCGGUCAUUGGCUUUGGGCACACUAGACAUGACCAAAAGACGGUCGAUCCACACGUGCCAAUCCUGUCCAGUGUUGAUGAACAGUUGCAGCAAGCCGAGCAGUGGGUCCGAGAAAAUGAGCCUGCAAUUCAAGAAUGUCUUAGAUUGAAUGGGGAAAAUGAGUAUAAAGUUUCCGAGGCAUAUGCUGUUUUGAACAAAGACAACAAAAUAUGCAUCCGUUCAACCAUGGAAAAAGGUGGGUCGGGGUCACCUGGACUUGCGUUCACCCCGAAUGGACCCCGCGUGCUUACCAUGCUACAAGGCGGCUUGCCGUCUUUCUUCUGGGCGUUACCUCAUGACAUGAGGGGCUAUGUUCCAUUAGCAUAUCGGGUUGAAUAUGGAAUAUCGAUGUGGGCUAUACAGAAUCACAUUGAACAGGCAUUGGGCCGUCCUGACCUCCGGCAGGACAUUUUUGGGUAUUAACUUUACUUAAUGAAUUGUUCUAGGGGCACCGUAGUGCAGUGCAUAGCGGCAUCACGCUUUUCUACUUACCAUUAGGUGACUGUAACCGUCUUUGGCGCAUUGAUUUACCCGUAUUGAUCACACCAGUGACCCAGUGAUCUGGGUUUGGUAAUACAGUGUCUGUGCUGUGAUAUUCAAGUAGAAAUGAACUAUAAAACCUACCGUAAAAAGUAGAUGCACGGUCACAUAGUAAACAGUAUAAUUUAAAUAUAAUACUCAAUUAUACAUGCAGGAACGCACACAUACAGAAGAUAGUGUCAGAGUAUUCAUGCAAUUAAUUGGUAGAAGCAGAAGUGAAGUAUUUUUUCACAAUGGGCAUUUUAACCGAAAAAUAGUCGAAACAUAACUUUUUGUGCAAAUAAUGUAUAGAUCUACUCUUUUUACAAUGAUGGAUAUAUAUAUAUAAAAAAAGGAACAAAAGUCAAAGAGACUGAAAAACAAAAAUUCUACCUAAGAUUGAUUUUGGUAAACUUUUUUUCUGUUAUAUAGAUGCCAUUGUUAGAAAAUGAAAAUGUUUCAAUAUUUUUGAUGUGAAAACGUAGAUUAACUCGACUUUGUUAUCCGUAUAUUUUUACGCGAUUUAAUAUUAUUAUAAAAAAUAUAAACAUAUUUUAUAUGACAAACAUUUGUUAUUGUCACUUUGAAAGCUCUACCCAAGGGCAGACAUGAAUGUCCUUUUUUGACAUGUUUUGACGUUUUUCGACAAGAACAUUUCGGCUCAAUCAAAAUAAGAUGAAAUGUAUACAAACGAAAUGUUAAAUCUCAUAGUUUCAGAUCUGUAGAAGCAACUCUCUACAUAGCGUCAAAACUUUAAAUUACACUAAAAGAGGAAAUUUCGUGUGGCUCCUGAUACUAUUGACGGUGUUGAAAAGUUCACGAUGACAAUACUUUAGCAAUACCUCUAACAAUUUCUCAAUGUAUAUAUGCUCACUUUCGUGUUAAUUUACUAAACGUGGUAUUGGCGAAAAAUGUCCACUCCACAGUACGACAUUUUACACUGAUUCAGUAAUAGUCCAGUUAUCCUGCCAGAAAAAUAGCCCAAACCUCAAAUUUCAUUUUUUGUCGGUAGUAUAAAGAUUAUUAUUGACCAUGACCUCGACAUAAUGGCGGCAGCUAUGAAUAUCUCUUUUGAUAAUAGUGUUUUGCCGUUCUACGACAAGAACUUUUUGGUUCAAUCAAGAUCCUGAUUUAUAUAUAUAAAUUUUAUAUUGGUGUAAAGUUGAACUUACCUCUUAAAUAUUAGUGUGAACUUAAAUAUAUAUAUAUAUAAGUUCAAAUGUACACCAAUGAAGGUUUAAAUAAGGUUUGAAAGCCUACUAGUUGAAUUAUAAUUUGUUCUUGUGGUCAAAACUAACAUUACUGUUAUACAUUAUCCAUUUUGUAUUGUUUGUCAAAAAAUGGUGUCUUUUUAUACUAUUUAUAUAUUAUUUUGUGCUGUUAAUAUAUGCGAUGUUUAUUUUUAAAUAUAUUUUUAAUAUUUUUAACCAAACAGGGUAUGUAUAUAUUACAAUUGCUGAAUGAUUCUACUUGUAGACAAACUUUUACCCAGAUCAUAUCUCCAAAAGUGAUGUACCGAUAUCUUUUGAAACUACAUCUUUCCAAUCACAUUAAUUCGUACAAGCGAGACCACAAAUUAUUAUUUAUACCUAAAUUGCGAGAGAUGUGACCCUCGAUUUACUAAUAAAAUCAUGUCAAGUCUGCAUUUCCUAAAGUACAAGAUAUAUCAAUUUUCGUGUCAAAUUGGCAUCAAGUAAAAAUGAAAUAGGGAGGAUAUUGUAUGGUUCAAGGUGGAUUAUCAGUGGGCCUUUGGACAUGGUUUUAGUUUGAGCUAGGGUUAUGCUUACAUUUUUCAUUUACAUUCCUCAUUACACAACACUUCUCAAUAUCAUGAUUUUCCCGGUGAGGACACCAUUGAUGCAAGUAGUGUUAACUUUGUUUAUAAAUAGUUUGCUAAAUGUAUGUGCAUAUGUUACCAUUACUUCACAAAGUUGUUAUUUUCAUUUAAUAAGAGAUGCUGUGAUAACCUUGUGCAGUAUUUCAAAUUGUUAAAUAAAUUGUUAACAAAUACUUGUACACUGAAUGCACAUACCGGUAUGAUUACUUUCUAAACAACAUUUCUGGUAGCUGUCAAAACAAUCAAGUUUAUCAGUUGCUUUGGCAGAGAAUAGGCCUAUGUUAUAUUUUUUGUCGUAGACUUUAAGAUGAAAACCUAAAAACAGUCGGAGAACCAAUAUUUUCCCAAUUUUCGUAGAAAUGUAUGGUUAGGAGAUAGCAAGGAUCACGAAGCCGUUUUCAAUUAGGACAAAAUUGAAACUUGUCCUGAUAUUUAUAUUUUAGCUCGGCAAAGCUAAGCCUCAUUUAAAUGAAAAACUUUCAGAUUUGAUCUACUAGGUAAGUCCAUGACAUUAUGUUUAACAUUUGAUGUAGGGAGUGGUGAUUCUGUUAUACCAGUUCAUGAAGUUAAAUUAUCACGAAAAAACAUUUAUCUUUAACGUUUGUUUGUCUGCCUGUUAAGUGAUUUUCAUCUUGUUAGCUGUAAAUGUCAUAAAUUUUUAAAUUACUUAAGUAUUCAUCUAAAAAUUGUUAGGGACUCAUUUUCUACUUGUAUUGGGUUUAUAGCAGAGAUUUUAUGAACUUUGUUUUAGCUGAUAUAAUUCAAUUAUCAAAAUUUGAUUUAAACUUGAAAGUUAAAACAUUUCAUUUUUUUAUAGGAAUAUAAUAUUAUAAUUUGCUCAUGUCGUCAUAAUGAAGAUCUUCCUAUUUUCAAAUACAUAAUGUAAAUUACCAUAUACAGGAAAAGUACAACACAUUUACAAUCGAUUCAAAGGGGACCUUUUGAUUUGUUUGUAACAUUGGCUAUGAAGUUUAAUUCUCAUUAGGUAGGUCUUUAUCAUGGUACAUAGAGAUAUGAAGUGGUAACAUGUGGUAAUUAGCAGCAAGCUAGUGUGAUCUGUGUAGACUGCUCUGUAAAGAUAAGUGUAACCUUAAUAAUUGACAAUUUUCAAAGAACACCCACAUUUUAUCCUACAUAAUCAUUCCAUUGUGAAGGGGUGGAACUAUCCUUCAACAUAUACAGGAUGAACCACUAAGUGGGGAUUCCACAUGUUAAUAGGUUCCCCAUGGUACAGUAUAUAAUGUGUACAAGUACUGAAUGUGAUAAUACAGUGUUAGAAACGGCAACUUACUAUUGUAUAUAAGAUAAUAACAAAGUUAGAACAAGUAUACGUUUAUUUGUUUAUUCUAUGAUCAGUGAUUAUGAUGAUAAUGAUGAUCAAUAUGAACAAUGAAUCACCAGACACAGGUGAGAUUAUUUACACCCAAUGAACAAACUGUGAUUUGGUGAUUUGAUCAAACUCUGUCCUUACUUACAUCCCUUCCCUUGACUAUGAAGGCAAUGUGGUAGCUUCGAAAAUCCAAUUUAUGCUUUUAUCUAAAUUCAGUUAACAUCUUAAUUUUUCUCCUAUUUUCUCUUUCUUACUAAAUCUGUCACAUGCUAAUCAAAACGUCUCUGGUGAUAACCGGAUUUAUUUUUAAACCUCACGGACUUAAGAUCUAUUUCUUUAUAAUUUAUAUAUAUUUAUCUCGCACAUGCAAGAGAUUUCCUAAUAUCUAUAUAUAGCAU
Messenger RNA from Mizuhopecten yessoensis (Yesso scallop), 8380 nucleotides. RefSeq lists its product as uncharacterized. Bases 265 to 4719 code for a protein of 1484 amino acids. The record is from RefSeq and is a predicted model, not a curated record. Lineage: Eukaryota; Metazoa; Mollusca; Bivalvia; Pectinida; Pectinidae. The transcript is spliced from 16 exons.